GUCUAUAUUGUGGGAACCAGAAUAUUGGUAACAGAAAGAAAUAACCCCUUUUGUGUGAGUGGGUGUGGAUGAGUGUGCAUGGGGGAGGUUGUUUGGGUUGAUGCACUGAUUGAAAGUGUAUCUUGUGUUUUUUCUAUGUAGAUUUAAUUUAAAAAAAUAAAAAAAUAAAAAAAAUUUUUUAUUUUUUUAAAUUUUUUAUUUUUUUUUAGAACAGGCCCGUGGGCAACUCAUCUGGUCCUAACGGGCGACCUGGUGCCCGCGGGCACCGCGUUGGUGACCCCUGACUUACACUUACAGUGCACAGACGCCAGCAUUAUUGAUUCUGAAGGCUCUAGGCAGAUUUCGUAAAGCAUGGCAACAUAAGCUAGCUGAAUUCUGAUUGGAUAAAAACUCUAUAACCUAAAAACGGCGCUGGAAGGAGCAUGAAAUGACAUGAAGAGAAUAUGAAUAAUUUUAGAUAUGUAGGGAAAAUAAAUUAAAAAUGACUUCUAUCUUUAAUUAUGAUCAUGAUUUCUAGUUAUGUCGGCCCACCACUGGUUGAAUGUGAACCAUUCUGGUGAGACAAAACAACUUUAUUGGUCAAUCGGCGUUUAACAACAUUCCACCGGAAGCUGCCAUCUUUGUUUUGGCUGGAGUGGUAUCGAAGCGGCAUGUUUAGUUAAUUGAUGAAUUAUUAGCCAGGCCAGUGAUAUUUGCUUAAUUUCACGCUGUGGUUGAACAAACAACAAACAAAACGUGUCAUGUCAUUAAAACGGAGCACAACUUUCCUGCAAAGAGACACGAGUGUGCCUUCAUGACAAAGUUUGAAGGACAAAAUAUCCCAAGCAGAUGUGGCCGUGUUUGCCUUUACCAGGAUGUUCUUUUGGGACAGCAGCAGCUACACAGACGAUGAAGACGACGAUCCACUUUGCAGUUGCCAAGGCAUCAACCUCACCAAUUGCCGCCAUGACAGCGUGCGGCGUGCUGCUCAGAAACUCGGCAUUAAAGAGGUGCAGGUGGGUGAAGACUGGACGCUGUUCUGGACUGACGCUCGCCCCUGUGAGGACAAAUUUAAGGAAUUGAAACUAUACCAGAAAAUCAACCAUUUUCCCUCAAUGACUGAAAUCUGCCACAAAAAUUCCCUAGCAACUAACUGGAAGCACAUGAUCAAGUUUUUCCCCAAAGACUACAACAUUUUCCCCAGAACAUGGACCUUUCCAAUAGAGUACAGCCUGUUCAAAACAUACGCUAGGGACAAAGACAAGCGUUACAUUUGUAAACCAAACGCUGGCAGCCAAGGCAAAGGCAUCUCUAUCUUCACGUCUUGGGAAAAAGUGCAGCCUGAGCAGGAUAUGAUCUGUCAGGAAUACAUUGACAAGCCUUUGCUCAUCGACGGCUUUAAGUUUGACAUGCGUAUCUAUGUGCUGGUGACCUCGUGUCACCCGUGGAGGAUUUACAUGUACAAGGAGGGGCUGGCUCGCUUCUGCACAACCAAGUACAAAGACCCAACAGACAAAAAUGUGAACGACAAGUGCAUGCAUCUCACCAACUUCACCAUCAACAAGGACAACGAGAACUUCAUCCACGAUGAGAAGACAGGCAGCAAACGGCGAUUGUCCACACUGAAGAAGCAGCUGAGGUCCAGCUACAGGAACACAGAAAAGAUCUGGAGCAACAUCGAGGACGGCAUCGUGAAGACGCUGGUCUUGGCGCACUCCCGCAUCCAGCACAGCUACAUCACUCACUUCUCCAAGCACAUAGUUGGGAGCGCCUGCUUCCAGGUCCUGGGCUUCGAUGUACUGCUAGACGAGCACUUCAGACCCUGGGUGCUUGAGGUCAAUCAUUCUCCAGAUAUGUCCACGCCGCUGCCUCUGGACCGUGAAGUCAAGGACGCCCUCCUUUAUGACACCCUGGUUCUUAUCAACUUGGGUCCCUUUGACCGAUGCAAGAUGAUAAAAGAGGAGAAGCGCCGUGUGGAGGAGCGCCUGAAACAAAACGUGCGCGCGGAGGAGAGGCAGGAGACGGAGCAACAGCGGCGCGCGGUUAUGGUGGAGGAGAUGGAGACCUAUGAGGACGAGCACCUGGGGGGCUUCAAGAGGAUCUACCCCAGCGAUGGCAAAGAGAAAUACGACAAGUACUUAAAGGUGGAGGACAGGCUCUACAAGAGCAGGAGCAGUGACGUCGGCGGACAUCUGGAAAAUGUGCAGUCGAAAUAAACUUGGAAGUUAACUACACUAUUUAGACGUAUUUAAUGUUCUGUACAGCAUUAACUGGUGGUUGCUAUGGAUACACAAAGGCAAGGCUCAGAAGCCCCCUAGUUUGCAAUUUUAAAUACAGCAAAAGCACCACCUUGUGGCGAAAUGAGCGGACUUAUAUUCCUGAAUGUUGUGCACAGUGUGUAAUCAAUGCUGAUUGCUAUGGAUUCAUUCUGAUACUGCUGAAGCCAUUAAAUUGAGGUGUUGAAGGUGUAAAAGCCUCACAAUUACCGGUAUAAUAUUCACCUCA
Entelurus aequoreus (snake pipefish) is the source of this 2484-nucleotide messenger RNA. Its product is annotated as tubulin polyglutamylase ttll6-like. Gene Ontology annotation, molecular function: tubulin-glutamic acid ligase activity; tubulin binding. The transcript has 12 exons. The record is from RefSeq and is a predicted model, not a curated record. The coding region runs from base 855 to 2195 and encodes 446 amino acids. Gene Ontology annotation, cellular component: cilium. NCBI's taxonomy places the organism in Eukaryota, Metazoa, Chordata, Actinopteri, Syngnathiformes, Syngnathidae. Gene Ontology annotation, biological process: microtubule cytoskeleton organization; protein polyglutamylation.